CGAGGAGGAGGCGGCAUGGAGGCGCCGACAACUCCCAAGUUUCUGCUGCAAAUCAUGCGGCUGCUGAGGAGAAAAGAGACGCUGAUAGAGCAGGCCAGGGCUCAUAAUGACUCGAUGCAAGCAUUGCGCGAUGGUGAUACCGACAUGGAUGGCGAAAAGCAAGCUCGUAAAAACGAGAAAGCACAUGAAAUUCAAAAGGAGUAUGCUUGGUGUAUUGUGCAGGUUGAUCGGACCAACUUUCAACUGAGGAAUGCGCUGUGGGGCGUAGCACUUGGCCUGUAUGAGGGAAGCGAGAAGAACAAUCUGACAGCCCCCCUGCUCCCUCCCGCUGCGGAUUCAAACCAUGUGGGAGACAAGAGACACGGAGCCAACGGCACGUUGCAGCAAUGCGAGCAGACAGCGAGCGCCUUGUUCCGAGGGGUCGUGAUGAGCUCGGAAUCACUGGACCAAGAGAAUGAGUUGAGCCACGGCACUCAAGCCGCUCAGCCUUUGAUCGAGAGCUGCCUGGCUAUCCUACUGCUGUUGAGGAAGUACGAGGAGUAUACAGCAGCCAUGGCGGCAGGAACCAAGAGCGGAGACCUUCAGAGCAAGGAGCAAUGGGAUGCAAGCUUUAACGCUCUGCUCAAUGAGAUCCGACCGCAAUCGACAUGCAAUGACGCUCUCUUCCAGGACAUUGUACAGAACAUCGAAACUCUGAAAGAAUCCAUAAACAACGAGUAGUC
Guillardia theta CCMP2712 is the source of this 722-nucleotide messenger RNA. RefSeq lists its product as hypothetical. Gene Ontology annotation, cellular component: nucleoplasm; transcription repressor complex. Bases 16 to 720 code for a protein of 234 amino acids. Gene Ontology annotation, biological process: regulation of transcription by RNA polymerase II; DNA-templated transcription; regulation of cell cycle. The record is from RefSeq and is a predicted model, not a curated record. The transcript is spliced from 7 exons. Gene Ontology annotation, molecular function: DNA binding. NCBI's taxonomy places the organism in Eukaryota, Cryptophyceae, Pyrenomonadales, Geminigeraceae.